Molecule: messenger RNA, 261 nt
Organism: Stylonychia lemnae
Lineage: Eukaryota; Ciliophora; Spirotrichea; Sporadotrichida; Oxytrichidae
Source: the annotation of a GenBank genome assembly
AUGAUUAAUGAAGGUCUUGAUACUAAAAUUACAACAUUGAAUUAAAAACUUGAUCAAGCAUAAGAGAUUAGCAAGAAUGAACUCAAGAAACAAUCUAAAGGAGUUGAUGCGCUUGAUUUACAAGUCAAAAGACUUGAUACUAAAGUUGAUGGGCUUGAUGACUAAGUUAAAGAACUUAAUUCCAACGUCAUUAGAAUUUAAGAUGACAUGGAAUUCAUAAAGAGCUCUUUAACUUAAUUACUUCAAAAUUAAAAUCAGUGA